Daphnia pulex (common water flea) is the source of this 2245-nucleotide messenger RNA. It is a transcript of the gene Ypel, whose product is annotated as protein yippee-like 1. The coding region runs from base 1071 to 1535 and encodes 154 amino acids. The record is from RefSeq and is a predicted model, not a curated record. The transcript has 7 exons. Lineage: Eukaryota; Metazoa; Arthropoda; Branchiopoda; Diplostraca; Daphniidae.
CCGCUGGAUUCUUAUCUCUUUUCCUCUGGCCAGCCAGGAUCUCUGAUAAAGAAACGAGUGCCAAAUGAUAUUCGUGUGCGUUUUUCAAUACAAGGACAAUGAACUCAAGGAGUCCUGCUGGCUGAUACAAAGGCCACGGCGUAUAUGGGUCACGUGCGAGGAGUUUAUAAUACACGACGACGCAAUUACGCAGUGUGCGCAGGUAUACACGACCAAUACCCAGGAAGCGACUCCAGUCCACGACGUUCUUUUGUUUCGAAUCUAAAAAUCGGCAAUUAAAAUUGGACGACGGUUGGACUCGAUGAAACAGUUUCUAAUUGAAUCAACAUUCCCGUAAUUGUUUGUAAUGAUUGCCCUUGAAAUAUGGUAAAGAGCAUAGCAGACGACGUUUGAAGUGCAAGGGGGGCGGGAUUUACCUCGUGGGGAGGGAUUUUCUCGACGUCGAAAUUUGCGUCAUGUAUAUAUCGCGAUAUGUUGUACACACGCGGCAAAAAUCGAUUCUAGUCUUUUCUUUGUUGACGUUGAAAAAGGCCCACAUAGCCCAACUCGAAACGCACGUAGACUCUCACACAGACACACGAGGGAGAAAGAAGCACAAAUUUCUUGUUUUGUUUGUGUUAUCGGAGCGAGGCUAGUAAAAACCGAGCCAACAUUUCUGCCAAUUGAACGUUUCGAGCUUAUUAAACCACUCGAAUAAUCUGCAAUUGUCUAAAAGGUGUGUUACAGUGGCCCACAGCUAAAGGAGCAGCAGCAGCGAUUUCUACUCAAUUUAGUGAGACGUUGGCCUCACUCUGGCCAACCAGAACAGCUGGCUUUGCUGGCCCCCCUCCUUGGGGGUGCGUUGGGAGUUGAGGAUUUUCGGUGCUGAAGCUGCUGGCCAUCCACCUCAAGAAGACAACAACAGACAGCAGAAUCAGCAACAGUUAGUCAACCGUCGACGACGUCAGAGACAAGCCGUCGUUGCUGCAGCUGGUCCAGUGAAUCGCCACAACAACAACAACGUGGCUCAUCCGAGGAAUAACGAACAAGAACCACAAGCACCGGAACGACAACAGAGGAAUCGUCGUUGGAUGGCAAACGGCCAGCACUCUACUUGGUUUCAAGGUAUUCACUCCAUGGGCCACUCGCUAGGAUCGUCCUCUUCGGACGGCCCGUCUUCAUCUUCAAUCAAGGAUCCGUGCAGAAUGGUCAAGACAUUUCAGGCGUAUUUGCCAGAAUGUUGCCACCGCACUUAUUCGUGCGUCCACUGUCGGGCCCAUUUGGCCAAUCACGACGAACUCAUUUCCAAGUCGUUCCAGGGCAGUCAAGGACGAGCCUAUCUCUUCAAUUCCGUGGUGAAUGUGGGUUGCGGUCCAGCCGAGGAGCGUGUCCUGCUCACGGGAUUGCACGCUGUCGCUGAUAUCUAUUGCGAGAGCUGCAAAACCACCCUCGGAUGGAAAUAUGAACAUGCAUUUGAAUCGAGUCAAAAGUACAAGGAAGGCAAAUUUAUUAUCGAAUUGGCCCACAUGAUCAAGGACAACGGAUGGGAAUCGUAAAUUAAACCCUAAAAGUCUUUCGUUUAUUUUCGGUUUAGGGACAGCAAAAAAAGGAUUGAGAAUUCUGUUUUGGUUUUGCCAUCAUUUGCGCAUAGUUUUUUCGUUCCGCCUUUUUAUUAUUUUUUCCCUUUCAAGUUAAUCGCCCACCUCAUUUGAUUAAUUUCCGUAUCAUUCUUGAUCUCUCUCUUAAACUCUACUCUCUCACUUGAUUUGAUAAUCGAUGACGUUUGAUGCCCCCCUAUUAGAAAUUCGCGGAAUUUUCUUUCUUAUUUAGUUACGAUUUAGUCCCUCCAUUGAUUAUGAGAUUCAUGGGGGAGUCCACGGGAUCACUUUGGUUAAAGAAAAGAUCGAUGUCUAUGUUUAAAUUUUUAACUGUUUGUGUCUUAUAAUCGUCUUUUUAAAUGUUUUACUUUUAUUAGACGUUCUCUCUUGUGUCGCAUCUUAUAUACAUACCCCCCAAAGAGAAUCGCUCCCCCCGUUCCUCGUCUACACGAUCCCGGAAAAAAACAAAAAUUAUUUCAAAUUCUCUCGGAAAGAAAAACACGCGACUCCUAGUCAUUUGAAAUCUGUCGGAUUGCCUGGCGCUUUGUCGACUCUUGCAUUUUCUCCCAGUCUUUAUCCCUUUUUUUGUUAUCCUGUUGGUGAUUGAAGGAUCGCGUAGAAAAAAAAAAAGAAAUUUCAAAAUCAAGAAAAGCUUAAUUUUAAAGAUA